Micropterus salmoides (largemouth bass) is the source of this 5239-nucleotide messenger RNA. Its product is annotated as adhesion G-protein coupled receptor G5-like. The coding region runs from base 506 to 2053 and encodes 515 amino acids. Gene Ontology annotation, molecular function: G protein-coupled receptor activity. The transcript has 15 exons. Gene Ontology annotation, biological process: cell surface receptor signaling pathway; adenylate cyclase-activating G protein-coupled receptor signaling pathway. The record is from RefSeq and is a predicted model, not a curated record. Gene Ontology annotation, cellular component: membrane. Lineage: Eukaryota; Metazoa; Chordata; Actinopteri; Centrarchiformes; Centrarchidae.
UGCUAUUACUUAUUCUUUCAGCCUUUGGUUUUAACUUGCAUCCUUGUUAUAACAGCAUACAAACAUAACAUAUGCAAAUCCCUUUCACUUGUUUUUUUGAUGCGCUACUCCCCUCUGUUGGUGGAGUAGUGACGUGCAGCCAUGUACCCUGUGAUGGUCAGUAUAUCGACCAAUUAACUGCUAUGAAAUUCAGUUCAGUUAAAACUAGUUUCUAAAUAAAACCAUGAUUUAGUGCUGAAUGUGUAUCUAGUAAUUAUGUGUAGUGUCCACUGAGUAUAAUAUUUACAGUAUAGAUACAGUAGAUACAGUUAGUGUUAGCUUUCUGGCCGGUGCUGCUUCCUCUUUUUAUCUCACAGUGUCAUUUACAUGGGGGUUUUUUUGUGGGGUUUUUUCAACUUCCUAUGAAGCUCCUUGUUUUCAGCAGCUUCCUCACUUGCUUUCAACCUGGUGUCACAUCAGCUGUAUUCUCUUCGGACAAAUUUAUCUCUACCGGGACUCAGGAAACAUGAUAAGGAUGAAAUGGGGGCUCCUCUUUUGGCUGGUCCGGUAUUUGGAGUCUCAGAACAUCACCUGUAAAAUAAACCAAACAAAGUCAAUUUCAGAUGCCCUCCAUUAUAUGGAGCAAGUAGACAAAAUGUUGGUUGAUCAUGGAGGAUACACUAAAGGAGCUGUGAAGUGCCUAGAACAAGUUCUAGAGGAAACAGAGGUGAAUGAGACUACCUUCAUUUCUGCCAGCCAUUUGGUGGCCCUCCUGCACAAACCCCAAAGACCCUUCACAAGCCUCGUUAUACACGCUAGUAAGAGUAAGGCAAUGUUAGACAAGACUUUCACCAACAGCACAGUGAGCGUUCAACUGCCGGGAGAGUUGAAUGUUGGAUGGAACAACACGAUUGUGUUCUGCAUGAUUACUUCACCUGAAACCAAUUGGACCACAUGGGGAGCCUCAGAUCUGUAUGAGGGCAGACUGGUUGGACUGAGUGUGCGCGGCAAGAACAUUACAGGACUACAGGAGCGCGUCAACAUCACCAUGACUCUUACUAUGGGCAUAAAUGAGACCCAAAAACCCACUUGUGAGUUCUUCAAUUUUACAACAAGUGACUUCAGCAGGAAUGGCUGUCUUACCCUUUGGGAACGUGAUGAAAGUCAAAUCACCUGCUCCUGUGACCACCUCACAUACUUUGGUGUGCUCCUGGUAGAUGCUAUCCUCCCUCCUACUGACCUGAAGAUUCUGACACUCAUCACUCAGAUUGGCUGUAGUCUUUCUCUUUUUGCCCUGGUCAUCACUGUUCUGCUCUUCAUCACGAACAGAAAGAUCAGAGCAGAUGUCUCUAUGAGGGUCCACAUCAACCUCACCAUUGCCCUGAUUCUCCUCAACCUGCACUUCCUCCCAAGUCAGUCGGUGGCAGCACAGUCCUCCUCUGGGCUUUGCGUUUACAUGGCCCUUGCUCUUCACUAUUCCCUGCUGGCCACUUUCAGCUGGAUGGCCCUGGAAGGGUUCCACAUCUACCUUCUCCUUGUCAGAGUCUUCAACAUCUAUGUCAGGAGAUACUUGCUCAAACUCAGCUUGGUGGGAUGGGGUAUCCCUGCAGUCAUCGUGUCCCUGGUGGUGAUCAUAGACAGAGGCACAUAUGGACGUGUCUUUCUGGACUUGUCUAACUCCAACAGCAAUGCAAUAUGCUAUAUUGGCAAUAACAUGGUGAAGAUGGUGACUACAGUGGGAGUAUUCUGCUUGGUGUUCGCCUUUAACGUCAUCAUGUUAGGGGUGACGGUCCGACGCGUGGUGAGCCUUGGCCAGCGCAAACAGUUUGGGCAGAGUGACAGUGACAGAGCCAAGCGGGACAUCUGUACCCUGCUGCGAGUCACCAUUCUGCUUGGCAUUACCUGGGGCCUGGUCUUCUUCUCAUUUGGCUACCUGACCAUUCCAGGCCUCUACGUCUUCUGCAUCCUGAACUCACUGCAAGGUUUCUUCAUCUUCCUGUGGUUUGUGAUGUCUUUGAGAAAGAUUGGAAAUUCUGCUAAGACGAGUAGAGAAACACAGAGCACCAACAACUAAAUCUAAACCGACACACCAAGACAUAUUUCUUGCGUCUAUGUGCAUCUGUGUGUGGUGGGAAGAUUUAUUAUUUCAUUAUCUUUAUUAUUAUGUUUUCAUUUACCAUUAUUAUUGCUGAUUUAGAUUAUGAUGUUUUCAUGUACAGCAAUGUAGCAGAAAAGCAAAUUUGCCAGUUAGUUACAAAUAUUUAAAAAACCUCACAGUUUUAGUUCUAUUGUUAAUCUCAUGCCACAAUGUGCCUAUAAAAACUUGAGGGGUUUAUCCAUCCUCUAUACUUAGCAAUUCUUAUACCUCACUCAUCAUGUGCACAUCUGUGCAUACAUGAUAAGAGCAUACAAACUCCUUACAGAAAAGUAUGAAUUUGGAGACAGCAUGACACAUGUUUUCUCAUUGAUUUUAGUGAAAGUUUUAAGAUUGAAUGAUGCAGUGAGGAGAUUCUAGAAUGACUGUUUAGGAAGACAGAUAAUGCAUCAAGUCUGUAUUGUGGCAAUGACACAUGUGCAAAUGCAUCCACUCACACUGGAGUUGUCUAGGGGUGGUAGAGAAAAAUAUGGUAAAAACUGUAAAAACUGCAUUCAUUGUUUUAAUUUUAGUGCAGUUUUUUAAACCUUACUCAUUCAAAUUUUUAUUAAUUAAUUUUAUUAUUAUUUAAAGGCUGACAUAACUGUAAUAGUCACCUAUUCUGCCUUCAUGUACAGCUUGGUGAUGGCGAACAUGCUUUGUGUGUGUUGUUUUUUCUUUCACAUGUAAAAAAGAAACUCUCAUAUCAGAGGCUUUAAAAGGUUUAAAAUAAUUCAAUGUUUUUUAAUUAAAAUAUAUGUGGUAAUUUACCACCUAGAUUAGGCUAUGUGGAGACUAACAUUAACGUUACCAUGAAUCAGCAUUUAUUGUGAUGGCUGCUGGACAUUUGACAGCUGAUAUUACAUUGUCUGUCUUCAAAGGACAACACAAAAACUAUUGUUAUUGUCAUCUGUAUAUCAAGGUGUUCCUCCCUUGAUCAAUUUUCUCUCAAAUAUAUGACAUCACAGUAGUGUCAACCAAGCUGACACAUAUUUUAUAGUUAACUUUAUAUUUUACAUUAACUACCUGCAACCAUUAUUACUCAUUAAUUUUUCUUCCAUAGUCACAUUGUGUACAGAUGUCCCACCUGGUGCCAAUUAUGUCUUUACUACUGACUGAAAAUGUUAGAUUUCAGUUUCAGUUUCAGUUCCUGCACAGAGUAACAAUGAAUCCAACUAGAUGGUAUCAUUAAUUGUGAUGAUGCAAACUCUGAGGUGUCAGGGUCGAAUGCACCUGUGGUAAAUAGGUACAUCUCUACAAAUGUUAGAUUAUACUAUAGUCAAUUAAGAUAAGAAACUGAUGAAUGAAGAACAUUGUUUUAUUUUAAGUAAAUUUUGUAAUUUUAUAUAACAAAAAAUAUUUAUAAUACUAAAGCAAAAGUUUAACACAUUAAAACCUUACACUCAAGAAGCAAAACAUCAGCCCAUAUUUGCACAACUAUAAGCACAUUGUCAACCUCACACUUGUUGCAAAACUCUACACACAGUGAUUUGCAAAACACUAAACACACUUAACAUACAUUACACACAAAAAUCUAUCAUGAAGUCACUUCCUUGCAAUACCAAAGCACUGACUGUCAAAUUACCGCACCGUCCAACAAAUUGGUUCAACACAGUCAUCAGGUGUGGAAACACUUGUUUGCUUUUGUAGACACAUUGUAGACACACCAAUCAGGGGUAUAAGCACUAUAAAAAGCAGCAGGUGAGUUCAUCGGUCUUCAAGCACAAUGGAAAGAAUCAGAGAAAGAGUAAGACAAGGAGGAGAACGAGGAGGAGGACAAGGAGGAGGAGGAAGGGGAGGAAGAGGAAGACAAGAAGGUGCUCAAAGAGGACCGAAUCUGACAAAUGAGAUCCGCGCAACACUGGUUGACCACGUUGUCAACCACGGCCUGACGCUGAGGGAGGCUGGACUGCGAGUACAGCCAAAUCUAAGCCGAUACACAGUGGCAAGUGUGAUAAGAACAUUUCAACUGGAAAAUAGGUAUUGUAAAAAUAUCAUCAUAUCAAAAACAUCUGCACGGUUUCAGUAACUGCUUACAGUACUGUAUUCUAUGCACUAUCAGCACUUCUGUUACCUUUGACGGUGAAAUUACUCUACUAUUGUAUACCGUUUUUAUUUUUCUACAUAGGAUUUAGGGUCAGGAACGACAAGGGGGAAGCCCUCCUAUGUUCACAGAACAGCAAGAGAGGGAGAUAGUAAACAUGGUUUUGGCCAACAAUGCUAUAACACUCAAUCAGCUCCAAGCUAACAUUGUCAAUAACCACGCCAGUUUCAACGAUAUCCAUCAGGUCUCAACAUCAACACUGGCACGCAUCCUAAAAAAAAAAGCAAAUUUAUGGAGUGCCUUUCGAGCGCAAUUCCGAAAGGGUGAAACGACUGCGGCAUGAUUAUGCAGAGAGAGUUUUACGAAUGGAUGGAGAGGAGAUCCAGCAUGAGUUCAUUUACGUAGAUGAGGCUAUGUUCAACCUGACGAGAACACGAAGGAGGGGAAGAAACAUCAUUGGCCACAGGGCUAUAGUCAAUGUCCAGGGUAACGUACACAGAAUGGGGUCCUCCACCGCCAUGCCCAUAUGGGCCCUUACAACACAGCACUCAUACUUACAUUCUUGGACCAAUUGCACAACAUAACAGCAGCAUGUCAAAUCGAUCAUAUGCAAUACCAAUACAUUGUUGUCUGGGACAAUGUGUCUUUCCACCGCUCUGCUCUGGUUCAGAACUGGUUUCAGCAACAUCCACAUUUCACUGUCCUAUAUCUUCCACCAUGCUCUCCAUUCCUCAACCCUAUAGAAGAGUUUUUCUCGGCAUGGCGGUGGAAGGUAUAUGAUCUCAGUCUCCAGGCUGAGGUACCUCUCAUCCAAGCCAUGGAGGAGGCCUGUGACCAGAUGGAGGUAGCAGCAAUGCAAGGAUGGAUUCGUCAUUCAAGACGUUUCUUUCCAAGGUGUCUUGCUAAUGACAACAUUGCCUGCGAUGUUGAUGAAAUUCUCUGGCCAGAUCCAGCAAUUUUUUAUUUAUUUUUUUACAGUAAACUUAGAGUACAAUCCGUAAAGUGACAUUUUGUUACAGUAUUAUGAAUCUCCAUGUCAACAUUUUGGGCGUGUUGAGAAAUAAAUGAGUUUCUUCAGUCUG